AUGGCGAAGAAAGGAGGCAAAGGCGGGAAGCCGGAGAGGAGCGGGAAGGGAAAGAAAGUCCAGGUCCAGGAAGUGAAGACAAAACGCAGCCUCAAGGGCACGUCCCGGCUCUUCAUGGGCUUCCGGGACCGGAAGCCCAAGAUCUCCAAAAAGAGCCGGUUCAAGAGCGCCUCUCGUUUCUUCUGGGGGCUCUGGAAGGGCCCGAAGAAGACGAGGCGGAAGACCAAGUCUAAGCUGGCCAUGAAGUCCUACUCGAAGCUGAUGACGCAGAUGAGGGUGGGCAAGAAGAAGCGGGAAGGCAAGGAGAAGAAGCCGUCCUUCAUGGUGAUCCGCUUCCCCGGGCGGCGGGGCCGCGGCAAGUUGAAGCCCAAGGCCGGCGUGGUGAGCAAAGCCUCCACGGCCGUCAAUUGGCUGACCAAGAGGUUCCUGAUGAAGAAGGCCCGGGAGUCGGGCGGCGACCAGUCCCCCGUGGACGCCUGGAUGGGCCGCACUAGCGGCCGGGUGGGAUCCUGCCGGCUGCCCUUCCCCUCGGGCGCCGAGAUCCUCCGGCACGAGGGCAGCAUCAGGCGGUUCCCCCGCAGCCAGAGCUUCUACGAGUCCGGAGAGGCGCCCGGCUUCAGGCCGUGGGAGCCCGAGGGCUCGCUCGGACCGGGCGGACCGAGGCGCUCCCUUUAUGGGCUGGAGGGAUUCCAGGAUCUGGGAGAGUACUACGACUACUAUCGUGAGGGAGACGACUACUACGACCGGCAUUCUCUCCAUCAGUACGAGGAGCAGGAACACUUGUUGUCAACCUCGCCGCCAGCCGGACCGGGCUACUACCGGCUGGGGAGGCCUGACUACGGGGACUAUUACUAUGGCGACCCGCUGGACGAGCUCUACGGAUACUACGACGACGAAGGCGACGACGACGACGACGUCUACCCACCCUACGGCUACGGCUACAGUGAUGACGCUCCUCCGUACGCCCCACCCUUCGGCUACAUGCCCUCUGACAACUACUACGACGGCUGGUGGUACCCGCCGGCGUUUUAUGGUGACGAAGAGUAUCCGUACGACUACUACGGGGACCCCUACGCCCACUACGAUGAAGAGGAUGACUCCGGGGUGGACGAGCUGGCCUACCCGCUGGAGAGCCCCUUCCCGCGGCCCGAGGAUCCUCACUUCCUCUCUGACUGGGCCGCUCUCCCCCGGCCACGGUACAACCCCUACGCCCACCCCAUGGACGACAUCGCGGAGCUGGAGGAGCCGGAGGAGUUCGGGGAUGACCAGGGCGGGUACCCCUUCAGGCCUCCAAAGCCUUCGUUCUUUGAGCAGCAGGGCAUCGAGAAGAGGGCGCCUUCCAAGCGCUCCUUCCUCAGGAAGUUCCGCCUCUUCCCGCGUCCCCAGGUGAAGCUGUUUGGCAAGGAGAAGUUGGAGGUGCCCCUCCCACCCUCACCAGGCAUCUCGUUCACCAACUAUGAUCAGGAGGAGGAGGACGAGGAGGAAGAGGAGGAGGAGUGGCCGGGAUUCCAGCCGGUCACCCCGUACCCCAGCGCCUUCCCUUCUCCUCGGGCCCAGAGGAUUCAGCGAGCGCUCUCUGCCAUGACGCCCCGGAGGACUCUGGGAUUUGAGGGCCAGCCCCCGGUCACGUCCCUGGGACGGUUCCUGCAGAAGUCCCUCUCGGAGCCCCGGCCAGUACUGAAGUCCUGGGGGAGUGUCUCCAGCGGGCAGCCUCUCCCCACAGUCAGGGAGUCUUCCUACAAGAGGUUCGGCUACAAACUGGCUGGCAUGAACCCGAGCAACCCGGGCUCCCCCGUGACGCUGAGGAAAGCCACCCGCCCCGUCGCCACCCCCACCAACUCUCAGGCGCUGCCGUCCCCUACCUUGUCCGGGAGAAGCGUCCUCCUCUCCCCACCCCCUCUGAGGAAAAGGAGCCAGGGGCCCUUCUCCCCUGAGCCUUCGCCAUCUAUCCGCUCCGGUUCUUCUCAGAGACAGAUGUUCGGUCCCAGGUCCCCUGGACCACCCUUAAGCCCCACGCUGGGAAUGGGGGCCCCUGGCUGCCGGCCCCCGCGCCUGGAAUCCCCUUCCCCUCAUCCUCCUCUGAGGCGCUUCAGGCCUCCCCCACCUCACUCCCCAGCCCCGGGCUCUCCUUACUUCCCGCCCCGGAGAGGCAGCCAGAAGCUGCCCUCGGCCCAGCUGACCCGGAGCCUGAGCCACGGCUCCCUGACGCGGCCCCGGUGGCUGCCCCACGCCUGGAACCGCCUCAGCGAGCCCCCGACCAAGGCAGUGAAGCCCCAGCUGCGUCCCUCCUUUCGGAGGUCCCUGGGGUACCAGGGUGCCGCCCAGCCCCCCAGGAGCUCCUGGCGGGAGUCACCACGGCGACAGGAUAGUCGGCGCUCAGCCGGUGGGAGGGAGCCACCCUGGUUCCCACCAACCCUGGCCCAGAGGGACCGGCCUUCCUCUCCUCUGCCCACCCCGGGGGCUACCGGGCCGACGCCUCAGUUGCCGAGCUGGGAUGUAGAGCUUCCGCCGGCUCAGUGCCCUCCGUCUCCCCGGGACCUCUCCAAACUACUCCCACCACGGACCCCGGCUCCCGGCAUCCCUAAUCCCUUCAUCCAGCGCUUGGGGUGCCCUCUGCCCAACCUGACCCAGGCUGUGACCUUCGCUAGCCCAGACCGGGGUAGUCAAGGGGCCAGAGUUUUCCUUGGCAAGCUCAGACAGGCUAGGCCAGGGCAGGCUCCGGGUUUCAUCACCCCCUCGCUGUCCAGCGAGAAGGAGGCACCCGUGCCCGGACCGCUGUCCACUUCCUCCUCCCCCACGCCCCCCACAAAGUUCCCCAGCUUUCUGCCGGGCCUGGGGCGCAGGGUGAUGAGCAGCAGCCUGUCCCAGACGCUCAACCCCGGGACCUCGCCCGAAACCAUCCUGCCUGGGCCUCAGAGGUCGGCCUCUCUCGUGUGGCCAGGCCGGGCAGCUUUCCCAGAGUCCCCGUCGCAGGCGGCACCCUCCGAUGUGCCCGCCGGGAUGCGGGAGGAGAAGGAGAAGGACAGGGAAGGGGAGGAAGAGGCCGGCCGAUUUGCCGUGGUCAUGCCACAGAUCCAGAAGAUGAGCUCCUUCCGGCGGGCGGCCCACCUGCCCCGCCAGCAUUGGUCUCGGCAGCACAUGGUGCAGGUGCCGGAGACCUCUGACCCCUGGUCCUCUGAGAAGUUGCUCCACCAGCCCCCCGCCGAGAGCUUCAAUCGAUGGCCCAACCAGACUCGGGGGAACCUCUCAGGCCAGCUGGCCCCCAGAGACUCUCUCGGCCAGCAGCGGCCCUGGGGUAGCCCGUGGAAGGAGAAGCCUAAGGGGACAUGGCAGAACAAGAUGCAUUCCAUCCGCAACCUGCCGUCCAUGAGACACCGAGAGCAGCUGGACGAGGACGGGGUGGAAGACAUGACCCAGCUGGAUGAUCUUCAGGAGUCCUCAGUGCUGUACAAUGUGAAGACUAGAUUUGACCGGGAAAUCAUCUACACGUACAUUGGCAGCAUCUUGGUGUCUGUGAAUCCGUACCAAAUGUUCAACAUCUACGGGAUGGACCAGGUGUUACAGUACAAAGGCAGGGCCCUGGGCGAAAAUCCACCGCACCUUUUUGCGAUCGCAAAUCUCGCCUAUACCAAAAUGCUGGAUGCCAAACACAACCAGUGUAUCAUCAUCAGUGGGGAAAGCGGCUCAGGCAAAACUGAAGCUACAAAGCUAAUCCUGCGUUACCUGGCGGCCGUGAACCAGAAACAGGAUGUCAUGCAGAAGAUAAAGAUCUUAGAAGCCACACCCCUUCUUGAGGCUUUUGGGAACGCCAAAACCGUGAGGAACGACAACUCCAGCCGUUUCGGGAAGUUUAUGGAGAUCUUCCUGGAGGGCGGCUUGAUCUGUGGUGCCAUAACCUCGCAGUACCUUCUUGAAAAAUCCCGGAUUGUGUUCCAGGCCAAAGACGAACGCAACUACCACAUCUUCUACGAGAUGCUAGCGGGACUUCCGGCCCAGCAGAAGCAAACCUUUUGCCUUCAGGAAGCAGAGACCUACUAUUACCUGAACCAGGGCGGGAACUGUGAGAUUCCAGGCAAGAGUGAUGCAGAUGAUUUCAGGCGGCUGCUUGGCGCCAUGGAGGUCUUGAGCUUCAGCGCCGAGGAUCAGAACAACAUCUUCCGGAUCCUCUCGUCCAUCCUGCACCUGGGCAAUGUCUACUUUGAAAAGUAUGAGACAGAUGCGCAGGAAGUGGCCUCGGUGGUCAGUGCCCGGGAGAUCCAGGUCGUGGCUGAGCUGCUGCAGAUCUCCCCAGAGGGCCUGCAGAAGGCCAUCACCUUUAAAGUAACUGAAACGAUGAGGGAGAAGAUUUUCACCCCUCUCACUGUGGAAAGUGCCGUGGAUGCCAGAGAUGCUAUUGCCAAGAUCUUGUAUUCCUUGCUCUUCAGCUGGCUCACAGACAGGAUCAACAAGCUAGUCUACCCAAAGCAGGAUGCGCUCUCCAUCGCCAUACUGGAUAUCUAUGGGUUUGAGGAUCUCAGCUUCAACAGCUUUGAACAGCUGUGCAUCAACUAUGCAAACGAGUACCUCCAGUUCUUCUUCAAUAAGAUCGUCUUCAAGGAGGAGCAGGAGGAGUACAUCCGGGAACAAAUAGACUGGCGGGAAAUCACCUUCAGCGACAACCAGCCGUGCAUCGACCUCAUCUCCCUGAAGCCUUACGGCAUUCUCCGGAUCCUAGACGACCAGAGCUGCUUCCCCCAGGCCACAGACCACACUUUCCUGCAGAAGUGUCACUACCACCAUGGCUCCAACCCCCUCUACUCCAAGCCAAAGAUGCCCCUGCCGGAGUUCACUAUCAAACACUAUGCAGGCAGAGUCACCUACCAGGUGCACAAAUUCCUGGACAAAAACUACGACCAGGUGCGCCAGGAUGUGCUGGACCUGUUUGUCGGCAGCAGAAGCAGAGCAGUAGCCAACCUGUUCUCCAGCCAUGCCCAGCUGUUUAGCCACCAGAGGAUGGGGAAGAACACCACCCUGACCAGAUUCUACAAGGCUCCCACCGUGGCCGCCAAGUUCCAGCAGUCACUUCUGGACCUCGUGGAGAAGAUGGAGAGGUGCAACCCAGUAUUUGUGCGCUGCCUAAAGCCCAACAACAAGAAGGAGCCGGGACUCUUUGAACUGGAUGUGGUGAACUGUCAGCUCCGCUACUCAGGGAUCCUGGAGACCAUCCGCAUCCGCAAGGAGGGCUUCCCUGUCCGCAUCCCCUUCCAGGUUUUCAUUGACAGGUACCGCUGUCUGGUGUCCCUCAAAUAUGAUGUCCCAGCCAACGGGGAUGUGUGCGUAUCGGUACUGAACAAGCUGUGCACAGUCACCCACCUCAUGUACUGUAUUGGCGUCAGCAAGCUCUUCAUGAAGGAGCACCUGCACCAGCUGCUGGAGAGCAUGCGGGCCCGGGUUCUACACCUGGCAGCCGUCACUCUGCAGCGCUGCCUGCGUGGCUUCUUCAUCAAGAAACGCUUCCGCUCCCUCCGCCGCAAGAUCGUCCUGAUCCAGACACGGUCCCGGGGAUAUCUGGCCAGGCAGAGAUUCCAGAAGAUGAAGAGGAGCUUGAUGAAGUUCAGAUCCUUGGUUCACAUGUACGUGAACCGCCGGCGGUACCUCAAGAUGAAGGCAGAGGCACGAAGGCUGGCCGAGGAGGAGAGAGUGAGAGUGGAGCAGGAGCUGACCAAGAGGGAGGUGGUGAAGGUGACGCACCUGGAAGUACCCGCAGAGCUGGCAGGCCUCUUGCAGGUGGCAGCAGUAUUCAAGCAUGCCAACACUGACCGCGUGGUGCCCAUCCAGGUCCCCAAGAUGCAGGCCGACACCCAAAUCACACUGCCCUUGGACAUCAAUAACUAUCCUAUGGUCGAAUUUGUGCGGGCUCACUUCAAGGAGCGGGCCUUUGGGAUGCUCGCCGUGCCCCUGGAAGCCCCUCUAACAAAGGUUGAGGAAGAAAAGCGGCCAGAAGCCCUCAGCAUCUUCAAGCUGAUUCUGCGCUUCAUGGGUGACCCCCACCUCCGCGGGGCCCAGGAAAACCUGCUUGGGAACUACAUCAUCCAGAAGGGCCUGUCGGCGGAGGAGCUGAGAGAUGAGAUCCUGGCCCAGCUGGCAAAUCAAGUGUGGCGGAACCCCAAUGUCAACAACGAGGAGCGCGGCUGGCUCCUCAUGGCCUCCUGCCUCAGCAGCUUCGCCCCCUCCCCUCGACUGGACAAAUACUUACUGAAGUUUGUCUCUGAUUAUGCUCACGACGGUUACAAGGCGGUGUGUCAGCAUAAGCUAAUGCAGGCCAUGGCCAAGGGUCAGAGCAGGCCCGGGGCUGCCCGAACCUACCCCCCGACCCUGCUGGAGUGGACCGUGAACAGGGAGAGGGCGAACAUGGCCUUGGACAUACACUGUUUCAAUGGAGACCAGUUUACUUGUCCAAUCCAUUCCUGGAGCACAGGAGAGGAUGUGGCCGGAGACAUCCUCAAGCACAGGGGGCUGGCCAAAGGCUGGAGGGGCUGGACGGUCUCCCUGAAGAAUGGUGCCCAAUGGGUGGAGCUGGCAGGCCAUGACUACAUCCUGGACCUCGUCUCCGACCUGGAGCUGCUAAGAGACUUUCCCAAGCAGAAAUCCUAUUUCAUCAUUGCCUCGGAGGGAGCGGAGCAGGGCCGGAACAACACCAGCCUAGUGUUCGGGAAUGGCUCGGACUCAGAUGAGGAGCUUCCCGCCCUGCCCGUGAGGAAGGGCCCUGUCUUGGUGUCACCGCACCUGCCUGACUUGGAUGGCUACUACAGUCAUGCAGACUCGGACAGUUUCAGUGACCACCCACCCACCCAGAAGGGUCUGGAUCGCUACCUGGACAGCCUCUUUGACCCCGUCCUAUCCUAUGGAAAUGCGGACCUGGAGAAACCAGCCGCCAUCUCGUACAGGAUGAAAGGGGGAGGCCAACCGGGUGACCGCGAUCAGAGAGGGCAGCGGCACAGCAGCACCUUGCCCCCAAAGAUGCCCCGGGAAGCAGUUCCAUGUCUGGAUCCUUCCACUCUGGCUCUGCAGCAGGCCUUCAUCAACAAGCAAGCCAUGCUCCUGGCUCGCCAGAUGACAAUGCAGGCCAUGGCCAUCCAGAAGCAGCAGCUGAUGGACCCCAUCUCCCCAAGCCCCUCCGAGGCCUCCCGCCCCACCAGCGCCGAGCAUUUCCCAUCUGGCCCAAGAGCCUCAAGCCCCUUCUCCAGAGCCAAGCCUGCCCUGCCACCACAGAAGCCCCUGGUGUUUAGUCCCCUGCCCAAGCCGGUGGCGGCCAGCAACCUCCCGAAGCCGGUGGCAGCCCCCGUCCUGAUCCAGGGCAGAACUUCUUCAGCCAUGGCAGCCUCAGGUUCUGGUCCCCCCGGCCCAGAGCUGGUCCGGCACAGCACUCUGAACUCCGAACACUUCCCCGAGCCCACGCACAACAUCAAGAACAUCAUCAAGCAGUACCAGCAGCCUGCUCGCGCCCCUGAGCCCAUCAGGAAAGAAGGUGGGAAAAUUUUUGUGAAGAAGCUGGAUCCCCACGAAGAGGCCCUGAUGAUCCUGAAAGGGCAGAUGGCCGCUGCCUCGGAGACGCAGGCACCUAAAGAGACCAUCGCCAUGGUGAAGCCCGUAGCCAGCACCAAAACCAAGAGGCCAGCGCCAGGCCUGGCGGUUCCAGUCGGUCCCACAGAUGGGACGCCAGUGCCACCUCCGAAGCCAGCGCCGGCACCGGGCCCUCCUCCAGUGGUGGUCUCGCGGGCACUGGUGCCCACAGAGGAGCCCAUCCAGACGCGGCUCCACCGGCAAUGCAAUGAGGUAUUCUACUCUUACCAAGGCGUGCCCUGGAGGAUCUACAUCCGGAAGGAGGUGUUCUACCCCAAAGACAGCUACAGCCACCCGCUGCUGCUGGAUCUCCUUUUCCGCCAGAUCCUCCAUGACACCCUGUCCGACGCCUGCAUUCGCAUCAGCAAGGAAGAGAGGCUCAAGAUGAAGUUGCUGUUUGUCCAGAACAACGUGGAUUCCCUCAGCCCAGUGGUGGAUGAGAACAUGAAGAAGAUGAUCAUCAGCGCAGCCCUGGAGGGCUGGGAAGUUUACUUCUCCCGCCUCUUCCCGGCCACGGGCAGCGUGGGCACCGGCGUGCAGAUCCUGGCCGUCUCCCACUCAGGCAUCAAGCUUCUGCGUCUGGUCAAGGGCAGCAGGACAUCAGCGGAGCAGCUGCGAGUCCUGCGCAGUUAUAGCUACUCAGACAUCCUGUUCGUGACCAUCCCCUCCAAGAACAUGCUAGAGGUCAACCUUGCCAGCGAGAAGUUGAUCCUCUUCUCCUCCCGGGCCCCCCAGGUGAAGAGCAUGGUCGACUACUUCAUCCUGGAGCUCAAGAAGGACUCGGACUACGUGGUGGCGGUGAGGAAUUAUGUCACCGAUGACCGGAGCCUCCUGAACUUCCACAAGGGAGACAUCAUCCACCUGCAGGCCACGGAGAGGUCUGAGGAAGGUUACAGUUACGGCUGCAUUGUCAGAAAGAAGGUGAUGUACCUUGAAGAGCUGAAGAGGGGCACCCAGGACUUUGGGUGGAAGUUUGGGGCCAUCCAGGGACGCUCCGGUCACUUCCCUGCUGACUUUGUGCAGCCCGUGGCUGCUCCGGACUUCAUCCACCUCCCCGGGGAGCGGAAGGAGGAGCCCCGGGGUCAGCAAGCCAAGGCAGCCGCUUCCGCCGCGGUGGCCGUGGCCGUGGCUUCGGCUGCCGCGGCCCAGGAGUUGGACUGGAAGACGGAGGUAAUGGACUGGUCUCCCCCUUUUAGACUCGAGAACAUGGCGGAGGAGCCUCACCUGCCAGGUCCGCAGUAUGUCAUGCAGGAGUUUUCCCGGAAGUAUUUCCGGGACCCUCAGAGGAAGUCAGUGCGGGAUUCCUUCAAACAGAAGUCCAAGAAAGGGAGGGAAUCCAGAGACACGAGUGACAUGCUAAGAUUCUCCAAGACGCCAAUCCAGGAGUCCCUCAUCGAGUUCAGUGACACCGGGCUCAACAAAAUUGCCGCAGAGACGUUUCUAGCUAUCAUGAAGUUCAUGGGAGACUUCCCGAUGAAGGCACAGACCGAACUGGAUGUGAUCUGGGCCCUGCUGAAGUUGUGCAGGGACCAUGAGGUCAUUCGAGAUGAGAGCUACUGUCAAGUCAUCAAGCAGAUCACGGACAACACCAGCUCCAAGCCGGAUAGCUGCCAGCGUGGCUGGAGACUGCUCUACAUCCUCACGGCCUAUUACAAGUGUUCUGAGGUCCUGAAGCCACACCUCUGCCGCUUCCUCCUGGAUGUCUGCAGGAGCCCAGGCUUGCACUUCCAAGGGAUCGCCAAGGCCUGUGAGCAGAAUCUCUGGAAAACUUUCCAGUUUGGAGGAAGGAAAGAGUUCCCCAGCAGCAUGGAGCUCAAAGCCAUGGUGGCUGGGCGGAGCGCAAAGAGGCAGCUGUUUCUCUUGCCGGGAGGAAUUGAGCGGCACCUGAAGAUUAAGACAUGUUCAGUGGCUUUGGACGUGAUCGAGGAGAUCUGUAGGGAGAUGGCACUGCAGCGGCUGGAGGCUUUUGAUGAGUACGUGAUCUUCGCCGUAUCCAAUCGAGGUCAGAAUGUCCGGCCCCUGAAUCAGCGGGAGUACAUCCUGGACGUGGCCACGGAGAUGGAACAAGUGGACAGUAACUAUAUGUUCUGGUACCGGCGCAUCAUCUGGUGUCAGCCGCUUAAGUUUGAGAAUGAUCUCUAUGUGACCAUGCACUACAACCAGGUCCUUCCUGACUAUCUGAAGGGCCUUUUCAACAUCCUGCCAUCCGUGAGGCCCAGCGAGCAGCAGUUUCAGCAGUUGGCCAAGUUGGCAGCACUCCAGCACCGAGCCAAAGACAGCGUCUACCUGCCCAGUGUCCGCGAGGUCCAGGAUUACGUGCCGCCCCAGUUCUACCGGAUGAUGAAGGGCCAGGCCUGGUUGAACCUGGUGAUUCAGCAUAUGCAGCAGAUCCAGGCCCUGAGCCCCCACCAUGCCAGGGCCCAGUUCCUGGGGCUCCUCAGUGCCUUCCCGAUGUUUGGAUCCUCUUUCUUCUUCAUCCAGAGCUGCAGCAACAACACCGUGGUCUCCCCCUGCAUCCUGGCUGUCAACCAGAAUGGCCUCAAUUUCCUCAACAGAGAGUCCCAUGAGCUGAUGGUGAAGUUUCCACUGAAGGAGAUCCAGUCUACCAGGACCCAGCGUCCCACAGCCGGCUCUAGCUAUCCCUACGUGGAAAUCAUGCUGGGAGACCUGAUGUCCCAGAAGAUAAUGCAGCUGCAGCUUGAGCAGGGCCUGGAGCUGUGCCGCGUGGUUGCCACCCACAUGGAAAGCCUGCUGGACGCCCGGGAGAAAAGACUCACUCUUCCCCCCAGUGAAAUCACCCUGUUGUGAUCCCUCUACCUCCUUCACAACCGGCCAGUCUGUCUUCUGGCAAGAAGCUAGGGCCUCUUGGUUGGGCCUGUGACAGGCAGAUGUCCUAAAGCACGAGAGGCCCUGCCUGCCAGGAGCUUUCAUUUGUAACAGAGACCCAAUCCGGGCGAGCCAAUGGUUCUUUGCCUGAAUCAGUUGGAACUAAAGCAAUCUGGAAAGCAAACAGCUGGGUCUCGGUCGGGAAAAACAUUUGAGUGGAUUUAGAUUGGAGUGGGGUUGGGAACAAAGGAGAAGGGAACAUCUCUAAACUAUAAGCUCAUCGUGGGCCAACUUAUCUGCCAACUCUCUCUUUUCCUUGUGUUGAAGUGGUUUCCGCAGAGGUGCGGGCCCAAGCUACGAUGUUGCUUCUGUGUACAGGAGACCAAGCAGCUGCCCAAGGAGGGUGCCACUGCCCUAGGAGGGCACCCCGGCCUUACUUGCCCCAAUCUGCUGCCCAUCCCAAGAGUACAUUUUCUGCUGUGGUCAGGGGGCACGUUUCUGGUUCACGCUGCACUCAGGCCCCCUAUUUUAAAGGCCCCAAAGCCUCCAUUUAUGUAGGGCCCAGAGGAGUUCCCCACUAAAUGACUCCCAGUUUUAUAAUAUAUUUGU
Molecule: messenger RNA, 11037 nt
Organism: Tachyglossus aculeatus (Australian echidna)
Lineage: Eukaryota; Metazoa; Chordata; Mammalia; Monotremata; Tachyglossidae
Gene: MYO15A
Product: myosin XVA
Exons: 67
Coding region: 1-10410 (3469 amino acids)
Cellular component (GO): cytoskeleton; myosin complex
Molecular function (GO): ATP binding; cytoskeletal motor activity; protein binding
Source: RefSeq, a predicted model, not a curated record